CGCGCAUGCGCAUGGCCUGCGAGAGGGGGGACCGUGGUAUUGAAGCGGACGCCAUCGGAAGGAGGUAGCGACAAUGUUGGAGGGGUAGGCCGCGGCCUAGGGUUACACGUCACAGCGCACCCGUUUCCAGCGAGCUGAGCGGGGGCCCCCACCCGCCAGGCGGCCCUGUCAGGGACGAGAGAGAAAGAGAGACCGAGAGAAGAAAAGAAAUGGACGUGGACAUGGACUUAGAUCAAGACCUGAUGCAGAAAUUUAGCUGCAUGGGAACCACAGACAAGGAUGUGCUGAUCUCCGAGUUUCAGAGGCUCCUGGGCUUCCAGCUUAACCCGGCCGGCUGUGCGUUCUUCCUGGACAUGACCAAUUGGAAUUUGCAGGCUGCCAUUGGUGCUUACUAUGACUUUGAGAGCCCAAAUAUAAAUGCACCUUCCAUGUCAUUUGUAGAAGAUGUUACAAUUGGAGAAGGGGAGUCUGUACCACCUGACACUCAGUUCACCAAAACAUGGAGGAUACAGAAUACAGGCACAGAACAAUGGCCUCCUGGUGUGUCCCUGAAAUAUGUAGGAGGGGACCAAUUUGGGCAUGUUAACAUGGUGAUGGUCCGGUCACUGGAGCCUCAGGAAGUUACCGAUGUCAGUGUUCAGAUGCGAAGUCCAACUACGCCAGCAAUGUACCAGGGGCAGUGGCGCAUGUGUACAGCUACAGGGCUUUACUUUGGAGAUGUGAUUUGGGUGAUUCUGAGUGUUGAAAUCGGAGGCCUUUUAGGAGUUACACAGCAGCUUUCUUCAUUUGAAACAGAAUUUUCUUCACAACCCUGUCGCAAGAUUGAAGGCAAUUUUAACCCUUUCGCUUCACCGCAGAAAAACCGGCAAUCUGAAGACAACAGUGUGAAGGACCCCGGGGGCCAAAGUACAAAUGUCAUUAGUAAAAAUGCAUGGGGCCCAACUGAAGACCAAAAUGAACAAGAUCAAAAUGGACUGUCGCAGAACUCUGUAAAUAUCUCCCCUAACAGUCACUCUAGCAACUUAUCAGUGGUGACUUACAGUCAGAAUCAACCCUGCUCUGAGACUCUGGAUGUAACCUAUUAUCAGGGUGUUAAUGAUGUUUCAGAGGAGAACUGCAAAAAUGGACCAAGUAAUGGAGAAGGCAAACCUCACCUACCCUUUGGAAGCACAGAGCAUUUAAUCCACUAGCAUGAUUGAAUGUGUCUCUCAGGCCUAACAUGGAGCUACAUCUACUUGGCAAAAUGUCUUAGCGUUAAAGAGCAUCAACCAUCCUUGUCUUAUUUCUGUAUAGUAAGCUGGGAAAACACUUCAAGAACAUAAAGCAUGGAAUAAAAAAGAUGUAUGUUGUAUCAGUUUUGUUCCACAUCAGAUUAUAGAGGUCCUAAGAAAUUGUGAACUCUUAAGAAGAAAAGAAACAAUGGAGGGGGGAAGAGUAGUAGAAGGAAAAAGGUAAGAUUUAAACAGUGAGGAGAGGAAAGGGAACAGGUGUAGGAGAUGAGGAAAGAACAGAGGGUAGAGUAAAAAAAAGUUGGAAUACUGGAAGACAAACAGGACGAAGUAGGAUGAGAGAGGAGUGGAGAACAGAAGGAUAAACAAAGAUGGGGAGUGCACUGAAAUGAAUGAUGCAAAAGAUGACAAGAAAUUCAUUGACUUCAGUAGAAUGAAUUUGGAAGGCAGUGUUAUUAGUUUAGUAUUACUGCCUGGGUAAUGAAUUUCUAGGCAUAUGUUCCACUGAAGUUGUUUCUCAUCUAAAGUCCAAAUAUUGACUUAUUCAAUGCCUUCUCAAUUGAUAGAACAAUUCUCCUCUCUGAAGAGUCAGUCCAGUGAACCUUUGCACAUCAUCUAAGUCAAGAAUAUACUGCCUUAAGUAAACAGACUACAACUGCACAGUAUUCUAGGUGUGGUGUCUCCAUGAUCCUAUAUAAUUACUGUAAAAUUUAUGCCCCAAUCAUAUUAUAAUAAAGAUUAAGAUAUCUCCUUUCUUAAUUGUUUGCUAUUCUUGUUAACUUUGUGAUAUGUGAAUAGGCAUUUUAUGUCCCUAUAAAUAACAUUUGACAGUUGACUUAAAAAUAGUUUUUCUAUUUUCCUAAGGAAAUAAUCUCUCACUUUUUCACAUUCCCUCUGCCAUAUUCUUGACCUGCACACCUGCCUUAGUCAUGUUGCAUUCUCAUCACAACUUCUUCAUCUGUUUUGAAUUGUCAAUGAACUUGAUUAUUUUGCACUCAGUCCCUCAGCUCAUCUAUUGAUAUAGAAAGUACUGAGGUACAAGCAUGGUUCAUUGCACUGUGCCACUAGUUGUAGUCUGCCAGUUCCAAAAUGGCAUGAUAAUUCCUGUUUUCUCUUUGAUAACUGUUAAUCCUUGCUGUGAUAUUUCCCACAAUACUCAGCUGCUUACAAUUUCAAAUUCAACUUGUCAAACAAGAUUUUUCACUUAAUAAAUCAGUGUUGACUUUGCCC
This is a messenger RNA of Pristis pectinata (smalltooth sawfish), 2459 nucleotides long. It is a transcript of the gene ilrun, whose product is annotated as inflammation and lipid regulator with UBA-like and NBR1-like domains. Gene Ontology annotation, cellular component: phagophore assembly site. The record is from RefSeq and is a predicted model, not a curated record. Gene Ontology annotation, biological process: macroautophagy. Lineage: Eukaryota; Metazoa; Chordata; Chondrichthyes; Rhinopristiformes; Pristidae. Gene Ontology annotation, molecular function: ubiquitin binding. The transcript is spliced from 5 exons. The coding region runs from base 210 to 1190 and encodes 326 amino acids.